AUGGACGCUCGGAGCGACGCAGGAGCAGCGAAGCAGGAGCAGCCGGCGGGGUCCGCCGCCGCCGCCGCCGCCGCCGUCACACGCGCAUCCGACACAUUCAUAUUCCCACUCUGGAUCGACGUCUACACCGGUGCCGUCUGCAGCAGGGGCGAUGGCGGCGAGGGGCUUGCGGAACUCAGACAAUUCGCUGGUAGCGGGGGGAAGUUCACCGCCGUUGUGCCCGGCAACACCGACGGCCGCGGAUUCCGGGUUGGCGACAAUGGGGUCAACUGCCAUGGCCCAACGGCUGCCCCUUCCACGUCCUCUGUUGCGGCAAUUGGUGGUAAGGUUCAGGCGGCUGGAAAUGCGGAGGCUUUGGUGGCUGCGGCUGAGGCGGCAAAGAUGGGGGAGUGGGAGCUAGAGCUGGCGGGCGCGGCUGCAGCGGCAGUACCGGCUGAAGACGUUAGCCCGCUGCGCAGGGGAACGAGAAGUGUGAGGACGUUGGCUGCAUGCGCAUGUAGCAGCUGCGGUGACGCCAUCAUCGCUUCCGGUACCAACGGAAGCUACAGCCUUGCGAACAGUAGCAGUAGCAGCCCUCCGCCAUUGGUGGUGCUACAGCCGCAAGAGCCGCCGGUCCCCCGGCCUCCGCCAUACGUGCGCGCCUAUACCGACGGCCGCAGUCCGUCCUUCAAGUUGCCUCUGCCGUACCAGGUGUUGGCCCAGGUGACGCUGGGUCUGUACGUCGGCUGGCCGUACCUACUGCUCAUGUUGGCAGUAGCAGCUCUCUGGGGAUCGGUCACGGCGGCUGUCGUACUGGCUGUGCUUAUGCUAGCGGGCAGCCUGGGCAGCUUGCUGUGGCCUGGCCACCCCAUGUACUGUCUGGCUGCGUCCUGCGUCUUCUACGUGCCCCUCUGGCGCCACAUCAAGUCCUGGAUGGGCGCAGCACCCGCACACCGGGAUACUGCCAUGCACCUGCUGAAGACCCGCGGGUCUGUGGCGGUGUUGCCCGGGGGAAUAGCGGAGAUGUUCGCCCAGGCGGAGGUGGGUGGCUCGGAGCGGGAGCGCAUCAAGAUGCUGGGCCGCCGUGGGUUUGUGAGGCUGGCGCUGGAGACAGGCGUGCCCAUCGUACCCGUGUACCACUUUGGAAACAGCCAGCUGCUUUCCUUCGGGCCUGCGGCUCUGCAGCCUCUUUCUCGAAAGUUGCGAGUGGCGCUUGGGACUAUUAUGGGACUGUGGGGGCUGCCCGUACCGCGACCCCAACCGCUGUUCAUGUGCAUCGGGCGCGCUGUCCGCGUGCCGUACACCGACCCACAUGACGAACGCUUCGAGCAACUGGUGGACGAGACGCUUGAGAAGGUGGUGGCGGCAUUCCAGAGGUUGUAUAACGAGUACGGCAGCGAGUACGGCUGGCCGGAUCGACCUCUGGAGGUCUGGUAA
Molecule: messenger RNA, 1416 nt
Organism: Volvox carteri f. nagariensis
Lineage: Eukaryota; Viridiplantae; Chlorophyta; Chlorophyceae; Chlamydomonadales; Volvocaceae
Exons: 10
Coding region: 1-1416 (471 amino acids)
Biological process (GO): triglyceride biosynthetic process
Cellular component (GO): endoplasmic reticulum membrane
Molecular function (GO): diacylglycerol O-acyltransferase activity
Source: RefSeq, a predicted model, not a curated record